This is a messenger RNA of Lepus europaeus (European hare), 951 nucleotides long. RefSeq names its product olfactory receptor 5V1. Gene Ontology annotation, biological process: G protein-coupled receptor signaling pathway. The record is from RefSeq and is a predicted model, not a curated record. Gene Ontology annotation, molecular function: G protein-coupled receptor activity; olfactory receptor activity. Gene Ontology annotation, cellular component: membrane. Lineage: Eukaryota; Metazoa; Chordata; Mammalia; Lagomorpha; Leporidae. The transcript has a single exon. Bases 1 to 951 code for a protein of 316 amino acids.
AUGGAAGGAGAAAACCAAACAGCUCUGUCAGAGUUCAUCAUUUUAGGAUUCUCCAACUUAAAUGAUUUGCAAUUUUUACUCUUCACCAUAUUCCUUAUGAUCUAUCUCUGUACCCUGGGAGGAAAUAUCUUCAUUAUUCUGGUAACAGUGGCUGAUACUCGACUGCACACUCCCAUGUAUUUUUUUCUGAGGAAUUUGGCCUUUCUUGACAUCUGCUACACUACUACCAAUGUCCCCCAGAUGAUGGUGCAUCUGCUAUCAGAGAAGAAAAGCAUCUCGUAUGGGGGCUGUAUAACCCAGCUUUUUGCAUUUCUUUUCUUUGUGGGUGUGGAGUGUCUUUUGCUGGCAGCAAUGGCAUAUGAUCGUUACAUUGCAAUCUGUAAACCCUUACGGUAUUCAGUUAUCAUGAACAAGGCCCUGUACAGCAAGUUGGCAGCCUCAUGCUGGGCGAGUGGCUUCCUCAACUCAGUGGUGCACACAGCUUUGACAUUUCGCUUGCCCUUCUGUGGCAACAAUCAGAUUAAUUAUUUCUUUUGUGACAUUCCCCCUUUGCUGAUCUUGUCUUGUGGGGACACUUCUGUCAAUGAAUUUGUUUUGCUCUUCAUUGGGGUCUUUAUUGGCUGGGCCCCUUUUCUGGGUAUCAUCGUUUCUUAUCUCUUUAUCAUCUCUGCCAUCCUGAGAAUUCGCUCUUCAGAGGGAAGGCAAAAGGCUUUUUCCACCUGUGCCUCCCACCUGGUCAUCGUCCUUCUCUACUAUGGAAGUUCCAUUUUCACAUAUGUACGGCCCAUCUCAUCUUACUCAUUGGCAAAAGACAGGCUCAUCUCGGUAUUGUAUAGUGUUGUUACUCCCAUGCUAAACCCUGUAAUUUAUACUUUGAGGAAUAAGGACAUAAGAAUGGCCCUGAAAGCUGUGGGAAGGAAAGACUUGACUUUCAAAUUUCCUUUUCCUUGA